AUGAAAUCAUCAAACAAGCUCUCUACUCGAUCCAUCGUCGCACCAACGAAGAAGGGAGGUAUGUUAUGCAGUGGACGAUCUACUGCCACUCACAAAUACCCGACAAGAUCUAAAGGUACUUUUCAAUAUAUUACUGACAUCUCCGAUCGACUCGCAAAAUUCACCCUCGAACUCCCAGAUCCCAACGAACAGCUUAUAGUCCAGCAAUGGAGUUCCAACAAAUUCAGCUUCUUCUCAAAGCUACCGCUGGAGUUGAGGAUAAUGAUAUGGAAGGCCUCCCUCCCCAGAGGUCGGCUCGUCAACCUCAAUAACGAGAUGACUCAACUAUUCUGCACAAGUCACAAACGCGGCGCAUGCGGAACACCAUUCCCAGUAUCACUCCACGUCAACCAAGAGAGUCGUCGUGAGACACUGCGCUGCUAUCAGAUCUUCCGCCUCGAAGACUUCCCAUUCGACAUCGAGACACAUUUUUGGUGUCGCCGUCGACCUAUUUGUUUCAGUCCAAGCCGAGAUUAUUUCUGGUUCCGAGAAGCAGCACUUGGAUCGACGCUCAAGAAGUUCAUCAAACGGUAUCCGGUGACUAUUCGAGCAAUCAAGACCUUGGUCGUGGAGUUGGGCACUCGCGAUAGUAUGUUGAGCUAUCAUGAAGCGGUUGCUAAAUUUCAAGGACUGCAGAAAUUACUUAUUCUGCAGCCAAGUGAUCCACACUCUGAGGUAUGGGUCGAAAAUUGGAAGACUCUUACGGAGGAAUUGCUGCCAGUUAUGCAGAGUGCAGGGUUCUCUGUGCCAGAGACUCUGAAGCUACUACCUCAUCAAAGCAUAUGCCGGAAUAUCUGGUGGGACAAUUAA
Molecule: messenger RNA, 849 nt
Organism: Cadophora gregata
Lineage: Eukaryota; Fungi; Ascomycota; Leotiomycetes; Helotiales; Ploettnerulaceae
Exons: 2
Coding region: 1-849 (282 amino acids)
Source: RefSeq, a predicted model, not a curated record